CAUGGCAAUAUAUCAGUAGAAAGAGCCGAGCGAAUUCUGGAGCGGCUCGUUGGCCAGUUCACUUGCUAACUGAAUUAUAACGGAGGGACCAGUAGCCGCGGCCAGACACUCACACACGCUUGCAGUCAUGGUGAGCACCCCUCUGAGCACCGGUGCCACCGAGCACCUGGAGCACACAGCAAUGCAGAUCCUCCAGUUCAAGAUUUUAACCCUGAUUGACAACAAGGAGGAAAUAGACAAGUUCAACAACACAAUCGAAAUAUACUUGAAGGAUGGAAAAAUAAUACCCCUUGUGCAAGGAAUAAAGAGGGUCAUCAAAGUUCCAGCCCGGCUGCAGCUUUUCGACGAUGUCAGGCGCAUUGUGCCUCUGAGACAGCAAAUGGAGUACAACCUCAUAGUGCCAUACACCUCUAACCGGACAAGAAAUGUCGAGCUCAAGCGACGGGCUCCUUCUUACGAUUUCGGCUUCUCGAUUCGCGGUGGUCGUGAGCACGGAACCGGCUUUUUCGUUUCGCAUGUCGAGCCCAACUCAGAGGCCUUUUUCCAGAACUUGAAGGUUGGAGACCAAUUCGUCAGGAUAAACGGAUUUUCUGUCGAGUUUGCCAUUCACAGAGAAGUCUUGCAACUCAUUAAGAGCAGCACACACCUUUACCUCAGAGUUCGCAGUGUGGGAAUGAUUCCUGUCAAAGAUGGCCAGCAUUAUCACGAUAUGACUGAAGAGGAAUUGACCCUGCUGCUCCGCUACAACCGACCCGAGCGAGUUUCGCUGCCCGCCAACAUUGGUUCGUCGAGACGAUCUGGCGUUGUGACCGCGAGGGAGGUGCCACCAAGCUUGGGAAAAACUGGUCGAAGCGUCAGUCUUAGCUCUGUAAUCAAAAAGCAAGAUCCGUUGUCGUGGCAGGUGGUCGAAGGCCUCAGGUCGACAUCACCAACAUAUCCGAGUGGUCGGGUCUUGACUCGCGCCCAGUCCGAAAGCAACGUGCUCGACAGACAUUUGGAGGAAACCAAUGACAUCAAGCUUUACCUUGACCUGAGCCAACACAACAGUUUAGGAGUCAGCAUUUGCAGAGGAAACAAGAAUAGAACUGGAAUUUUCAUUCAGAGCAUUCGGGAGCACAGCUUGGCUGCAGAAGCUGGAUUUUUGCCUGGAGACCAAAUCAUCGAGUGCAACGGCACCAAUUUCGAGUUUAUCGAUUUCAAUGAUGCUGUAAAGAUUUUGAAGGAAGGCAAAAACCUCGACUUAGUCAUCAGACGUGGACUCGGCACGGAAUUUUUCGGUGAGAGUUCAGGUUACAAUUCGUCAUCAAGCAGCGUCAAUGGCGAUCACCACGCAGACGGCGGAAAACGGCUCUCUUUGAUCACUGAAGACCCAGAGGACGGGGAACGAAGCCGAUCUAACAGCCGUAGAGGACCUGAUGAAACUCUGGCCGUUGUGAUGGAACAUCCUGCUGACACAGUUGAUUCUAAGUUGCAGGAAAAAUUGGUCAAGGUCCUGGUUCAUCAGGAGGAAGAGGAAGCUCGCAUGAACCCACUGGCACAGAGUUCUUCAGGAAGUUCACUGUCAAGCUUCUCGUCUGCUGUCAGUCUUGAGGCCAAGCGCAGGGCAGAGAGACGCGAAGAUGACGACAAUAUCAGCGUGGCGUCGCAGGACAAGCGACGACAGCACGAAAUAGCCAUCACGGCCUUGCCUGCCGAGAGGAGGCAAAAGCACGCCCAGCUGAUGCAAGAGUUCCAGCAAGUGCACUCCAAAAUGUUUUCGAGCACAGUCAGCAGCCACAAAGAUUUCACCUCGCAUAAGGAUAGAGUUGCGAGUGCCAGGAAAGUUUCGGAGAGGAAUGCUUCCAUCGCCGCACUCAUCACUAGACAGGAGAUGCACAGCGACGCGAGAAAAUCGAGCGAGGUCGUUGAGAUGCCCUCCCUGGACACGCUCACCCUCAGCCCCAAUCCCAACCAGAUCAAGCCGCCGGCCGUUUACUUCGGUGGCAAACCAGGCAAAAGCACCCCUGGGGUGGUGACCAUUACCGAGUACCCCACUGAUCGACGACCGAAUCCCAACAAAUUCGAAUUCUUGGGACAAACCAACGGCCACAACGGAACACACCAUCACGAUGAUCAACAGUCGGCUCUCUCCUCUGAACUUAACUCGACUCUCUCGAGGUCUAACCUGCGUCAGUUGUCGGAGCCAAUGCCGACUCCGCCGCCUCCGCCGCUGUCCCCUCACCUGCAGGACAACCAUCACGAGGCGCCAGCGCGGGCUCAGAGUCCCGAGUCCAUCAGGAUUGACAUGAACGGGGACGCGUCGUCGGAGCUGCGAAGGGCGCGAAGCAAGCUGAGCGCGAUCAACGCCCUGGCCAGGGCCAGGUCGCCGCCGCCGGUGAUCGCGAGGAAGCCCAUCGCCAUUCCCUACUCGGAGCUGGUGAACCAGAGCAACCAGGUGGCCUUCGACCUGCCGAUCGGGACGCAGACCGGCCACGCAUUCGAGCAGAGCCCACGUUUCGACCGCAGCCCCAGCCCCGAGGCGGCCAAGCAGCCCCUGGUGCACAAGCCGCCCUCGCCCCCGGUGUACAAGCAGCAGCAGCCGGAUCAGGUCACCGUGAACGGCGGCAACCGCACCGCCAUGAUCAUGGACGCGCUGUCCAACAGAGUGACCAUCAAGUUUCCCAACGGCAACAACGCCAACUCGGCUGGAACGAGGGGGCUGGACUCCCUUUUGGCGACGGAACCCGCCGGACACGGUAUUUUGAAGAAUAAUGAUGCCAACACUGAGCUGCAGAAAAAGCACAACGCGCUUAUCCAACAGAAGAGCAUUACCUUUGGUGAAAUAAGUCAAAUCUGAUACUCUGCGGUUGUACGAGAGAUAAAAAGCAUGUGAAUAUAUAUCGUGGUAAAAACUAAUUUUCCUGUCAGAUGCACGCUCCUCUCAUUUCACCAACAUCGCGCACUUUUUUGUCUUUAUAUACUUUUCAGCUCUUCUCUCUCGCUCUUCGCAGCUUAAAAUAUAUUAACUAACACGCACUAUAUUCCGUCUCGCACACACUUUCCUAGAAUUAUUGUAUUCCUGGCAUUGAGUUUCGACAAAUAAACUUUUCUUUUGCAGAACCACAAUGAUGACAUGUAUUGAAAUUCGAGAUUGAGAACUGGGCUCAAACGAAUAAUUGGCGAACUCAUAAGCGAUGAGAAGAAGCUUGGUCGACAUUCGGGAUUGACAACAAAUUAAUCAACAACAUAUCUUUUAAGAUAUUUUCUGCGAAAAGCUUCGCGUGAAAAGUACAUAUAUGCUAUGUUUUUGGCUCCCACCUAAAAACCCGUAUUUUGUGUGUAAAUAGCUAUAUUUCCGGCGCACCUUUCAUAUUGUGACAUAAAAUUUAUACAAAAAUCUAUAUUAUUUAAUAUUUAAUAAUUUUUGUGCUAUAAAUCUAACGGCUAGUAAUUUGGAAUAAAAAUUUGUAUUAUUGUCUCUGCCAUUAAAUAUGGGUAAGUGUAUAGGAAAUAUUUUGUGUUUAAUUUGUGCAAAAUCGCAUUAAUAUUUUUAAGUAAACAAUUGAGCUGUAAUAUUGUGUAAAUUAGAAAUAAUUGUUAGAAUUUAUAAAUGAAACAUUAACUUUAGCUUGUAAAUAUAAAUUAAAUAAAUAAUUAUUCUACAAUAAACUA
Cloeon dipterum is the source of this 3651-nucleotide messenger RNA. RefSeq lists its product as uncharacterized. The transcript is spliced from 18 exons. NCBI's taxonomy places the organism in Eukaryota, Metazoa, Arthropoda, Insecta, Ephemeroptera, Baetidae. Gene Ontology annotation, molecular function: protein binding. Gene Ontology annotation, cellular component: stereocilium tip; stereocilia ankle link complex; cilium. The record is from RefSeq and is a predicted model, not a curated record. The coding region runs from base 128 to 2836 and encodes 902 amino acids.